Molecule: messenger RNA, 1061 nt
Organism: Boeremia exigua
Lineage: Eukaryota; Fungi; Ascomycota; Dothideomycetes; Pleosporales; Didymellaceae
Exons: 2
Coding region: 243-866 (207 amino acids)
Biological process (GO): mRNA splicing, via spliceosome
Cellular component (GO): U2AF complex; spliceosomal complex
Molecular function (GO): pre-mRNA 3'-splice site binding; metal ion binding
Source: RefSeq, a predicted model, not a curated record
GUGGCGAGUGCUGACUGACGUUUGAAGCCGUUCUCGAAGUCGCGCGAAGCCUCGGUCUGUGCGCGUAUUACUAAGACUUUCCUGUGGCGCUAGUUGUGCGCUCACUUCGCGACAAUUCACCGCGACCUUUGCUGCGCAGCUUCACCUCGACACCAACGUCGCCGUCGCUCGUCCAUCCGCAUCUGCAAUCGUCACAAACUCACGCGCCGUUUCCCCGUUUAAGACACGAUCACACCGCAACAAUGGCGAACUACCUCGCCUCCAUUUUCGGAACGGAGCAGGACAAGGUCAACUGCUCCUUCUACUACAAGAUCGGCGCCUGCCGCCACGGCGACCGCUGCUCGCGAAAGCACGUUAAGCCUUCCUACUCGCAGACAGUUCUUCUGCCGAAUCUGUACCAGAACCCGGCGUACGACCCCAAGAACAAGAUGAACCCGCAGCAGAUGCAGAUGCACUUCGACGCCUUCUACGAGGAUAUCUGGUGCGAGCUGUGCCAGUACGGCCUAGUCGAGGAGCUUGUCGUGUGCGACAACAACAAUGACCACCUCAUCGGCAACGUCUACGUGCGCUUCAAGUACGAGGAAGAUGCGCAGAAAGCUUGCGACGCCCUCAACUCGCGCUGGUACGCCGGCCGCCCGAUUUACUGCGAGCUCUCGCCCGUGACCGAUUUCCGAGAAGCGUGUUGUCGCUUGAACAGCGGGGAGGGGUGUGUGCGCGGCGGCUUCUGCAACUUCAUUCACAGGAAGGAGCCGACUGCAGAGCUGGAUCGCGACUUGGAUAUGAGCACGAGGAAGUGGCUGAAGGAGAGAGGUCGUGACCCCAGGAGUAUGAGCAGGAGCCCAACACCACCCGCGAAAAGGUUCUAGGAAGACCGCCGGGGUGAAGCUGUAGGCCAGUACGGAUGGAAAGUAAAGGAUGAGCAGGAUACCAAGCCUGUGCUGAAGGAGGAAUAUGGGGGAGCAUCUUGGUGAAUCUCACAGCAGAGGUCAAGAAUAAGACAACAUCAAGGGUGGUCAGGCGUCAAGGAGUUAAAUACCUCGUCCGCGCGCGUCGCGCAUAGA